Molecule: messenger RNA, 1020 nt
Organism: Anopheles cruzii
Lineage: Eukaryota; Metazoa; Arthropoda; Insecta; Diptera; Culicidae
Product: sulfotransferase 1C4
Exons: 6
Coding region: 1-1020 (339 amino acids)
Biological process (GO): sulfation
Cellular component (GO): cytoplasm
Molecular function (GO): sulfotransferase activity
Source: RefSeq, a predicted model, not a curated record
AUGAGUUUUCCCUACAAUAUCAAUUUUGUGGAGCCAGAGCUCAACGAGCAAUUGCUGAAAGACUUCCACGGUGAACGGACUGGCUUCGUGCAGGUUGGCCCAAAGCGGUGGUUUUUUCCUUCCCGUUUCAAGAAGUACGCCUCGAGUCUUUACUCGUUCAAUGCCAGACCGGACGACACUUGGAUCAUCACUUUCCCGCGUUCAGGCACAACGUGGACACAGGAAAUGGUGUGGCUCAUAUGCAAUGAUUUGAAUUUUGAAACUGCGAAGCAAGUGCCACUAACGAAACGGUUUCCGUUUUUCGAAUUUCAUUUGUUCAUGCACGACGAUAUGAAGGCGUGCUUCCUGGAGGAAAACCAACGGAACGAGCAAAAUCGGCAGUUCAUCGAAAACAUCUCUCAGCCGGUCAGUGGGCAACUGGAUGCGAUGGAUACACCGCGGUUCAUUAAAACUCACCUUCCGAUGUCACUGUUGCCGCCGAGUGUUUUUAAAAAGAAAUCCAAGAUAAUCUACGUAGCACGGAAUCCUUCCGAUGUGGUUGUUUCCUACUAUCACUUGAACCGAUUGUACCGGACGCAAGGCUACGAAGGCGAAUUCGAACGGUUUUACGAUUACUUUGAAAAAGAUUUAACUCCCUGGUCGCCUUACUGGGACCACAUCAAGGAAGGGUGGGAAUUUAGGGAACAGGACAAUGUGCUGUUCAUGUUUUACGAGGACAUGAAGCGCAACCUGCCCGACACCGUCCGGAAGACAGCCGCUUUCCUUGGCCGCACCUUGUCCGACGAGCAUAUCGGCGAACUUUGCACCCACCUGGACAUCACCAACUUCCGCCACAAUAAGUCGGUCACCUGCGAGGAGUUGAAAGAAGUUGGCAUCUUGAAGCACGGCGAGCAGGCGUUCAUUCGCAAUGGACAUGUCCAUGGGAAUAGCGAGGAGUUGACUGGUCCUAUUCGACGCCGUAUCCGGGAAUGGACCGAACGAAACUUGAUGGGAUCCGAUGUGAAAUUUCCCGAUCAUUAA